AUGUCGAGUUUUCUGGAGUUUCCUGAUAUCGCAUUGACUCCGAUGUGUCUUCAUAAAGAGGCGAUGGUUUACAUGAUUGAAGAGUUAGGAUUGGGUCUCGUGUCGUUCAAUCGUUAUCCAGAGGGAAGUUCAAAAAGAAAAGAAGAAGAACUGAUGAAAUUAUUGAUUGAGAGCGGAGGUUAUAGGCUUCGAAUGUACGGAUCCGCUCACGAAUUGUGGGAGAAUCUGAAAAUUUUCAGAAAUUUCUCUCAGAGCCAUCAGUUCUUUCACACUGUCGAUGAGCCGUAUCAAACGACUCCAAUCAUCUAUCGAAAUUCUAAAAAUGAAGAAUUUAUCUGCAAAUCGGAUCUUUUUGCGAUUCUUCAGAAUAUCACGCUUCGAAUUCAGAAGAAACUUCCAUUCGAAGUGAUUUCGAUUGUUGCGUAUUUUCUGAAAACGCAGGAGGAGAGACUGAAUGGAAAAAUGGAAUUCGUGCGAUUCAAUACGAAAAUUUUCGAGGAAAUUGAGAAGGAAUUGAGACAGGAGAUCGAGAAGAAUACUGUUACCGAUGAAUACAAACGACUUGCUUUGGAAAUGCCACUGAUCGGAGUCGAAAGAUCAUUCGAAAAGAUGAAAUCGUUGAAUCCGGCGAUUUGGAAUGAGAUGAGAGAAAAACGUAUCCGUGGUCUAGUCGCUCCGUUGUUGGAAGCGAUUCAGUUGGAGACACGUGGAAUGGCUCUGGCAGCUAUUCAUAUUUCAUCGGAUGCAAUUAUUAGAUCACUUCGAACUGUGAUCGAUAAGAGACCGGAGUUGUUUCAACGCUCUGAUUUGAAAGAGAAGAAGACAAAUGUUCCAAUGAGAGUUCGAUUGUUUGAGGAUGGAAAUCAGAAGUUUGUGAUGAAGGAUGAUGUUGAAGAAACAGAUGGAAAUUCAAAGGAGAAAGACCUUUUGUUUACGAUGAGUAUGGACGAACUCAUCGAGAAAUAUGGAGAAGAAAAUGUUGAGUUCCUCCCCUACCCAAUCCGUCGCGCCAAACACCGAGCUGUCCCCAUCAAAGGCGUCGGUUUCUUUAAAGAUCACGACGAAUUCUAUGUGCUUGCAGUUGACGCAUUCUUCGAAUUGCUCGGAAAUUUGAUUUUCGGUCAGAAACUGUUCCAAAAUGUGGAAUUUAAGGAUUUUUUGGAGUUUUUUGCUGGAUUUGAAUCGCAAUUCAAACCGAAUUUGGACAAGCCAUAUUUCAUGAGACUCAAAAUGAUUGGAGUGAUGAAGGAAAUGAUGGGAAAAGUGAUGACAAAGAAAGUGGAGAAGAAAGAAAUCAGAAAUGCGAAAUCGGAUGGAUUCAGUCUUCAGAAUCUGAAAAAUGAGCUGAAAUAUCUGGGACUCAAUGAGACAUUCCCGGAGAUCGAGGAACAUGCGGAAGUGGUUUUUAAGCAUGUGGAUAGUGUCAAAAAGGAGAGAUUUUUGAGAACUUGUGAUUUGUUUGACGCAAUUAAACACUGUCAAUUGAUUUGUGUGCUCCAAAGACUUCCAAAUUAUAAAAAAUUCCUUCACAAUCAGAAAGGAUGUGGAAGGAUUCCAGGAUUGAAGUGUAAUCAAUGUGUGGAGAUUCCGAAGCUCUUGAAAAAUCUGAAACUCGCUGAGUGUGUGGAGGAUAUUCAGAAGACGUCGUCAGAUUUCAUUCCAGAAUCCGUUUCACAAUUGGAGCUGGAAUUGGAGAAGAAAAUGGAAGAAAAUCGGAAAUUUCAUGAGACAAUUCUCAAGUUGAAUGCUGAAAAUGAGGCGAAUAAGAGAGUGAUUCAACAGCUAAUCGAUAAAUUGUCUGGAAAUUAA
This is a messenger RNA of Caenorhabditis remanei, 1809 nucleotides long. RefSeq lists its product as uncharacterized. The coding region runs from base 1 to 1809 and encodes 602 amino acids. The record is from RefSeq and is a predicted model, not a curated record. Gene Ontology annotation, cellular component: membrane raft. The transcript is spliced from 6 exons. Gene Ontology annotation, biological process: innate immune response. NCBI's taxonomy places the organism in Eukaryota, Metazoa, Nematoda, Chromadorea, Rhabditida, Rhabditidae.